Tinamus guttatus (white-throated tinamou) is the source of this 1298-nucleotide messenger RNA. The record is from RefSeq and is a predicted model, not a curated record. Lineage: Eukaryota; Metazoa; Chordata; Aves; Tinamiformes; Tinamidae.
AUGGAAGCGUGCCGGAAAGGCGAGCAGCUGCGGGCAGGACGCGGGGCUCCCGCCUGGGGCCUGUUGUUGUCUCGGCUCCUCCGGAGGAGACGGCCGCAUUGUCAAUUCCUGCAGAAAUACGGAUACCUGGGAGCGCCGCGGCACGGACAACCCGGCCUGGCGGCGUUCAGGGCGGCCCUCAGGGACUUCCAGCGCGUGAGCCACCUCCGGCCCAGCGGGCGGCUGGACGGCCCCACGCUGCAGCAGAUGGGCCGGCCGCGCUGCGGCACGGGCGCUUCCAAGGCGACCACAACGACGGGCUCAGCAACGCCUUCGACGGGCCAGGUGCUGGUCGCUCCCCAUCGAGGAGCCUUGGCUCACGCCUUGCUCCCGCGCCGCGGCGAGGCCCAUUUCGACAGCGACGAGCGCUGGUCCCUGCGCAGCGGCAAAGGGCGCAACCUCUUCGUGGUGGUGGCCCACGAGGUGGGCCACACGCUGGGCCUGGAGCACUCCCCCGUCAAGAGCGCCCUCAUGUCUCCCUACUACAAGAAGCUCAGCAAGGACUUUGUCCUCAGCUGGGACGACGUCUUGGCUGUCCAGAACCUGUACGGGAAGCCAUCCAAGGGCUCAGCCAUCCAGCUUCCCGGAAAGGUGUUCGCCCACUUCCAGGACUGGAGCGUGGACCUUUCCGGUGGGGAACAGCAGCAGAGGAGCCUCAGUGCCUAUUACUGCCACUCCUUCUUCGAUGCCAUAACAGCUGAUGGGGACCACAACCUCUACAUCUUCAAGGGCAGCCACUACUCUGGGGGCCGCGGGCCGCCGCGGCCCCUGCACCCCCGCUGGCCCGGCCUCCCCGCCGCCGUCGACGCUGCCGCCUGGUCCCAGCUCAGCGGCAAGUUUUACUUCUUCAAAGGAUGGGCUGGGAGCGGAGAUGCCGCUCGCGAGCUGACCCGGGAUGCUCCGUGGCCGAGCGGGCGCGCGGACGGCCUCCCGCGCCACCCCGACACGGCCCUCUACUUCCAGCAGCUCCGGCACCUCGUGCUCUUCAAAGGGGCCAAGUACUUCGUGGUGAGCGAGGAGACCCUGCGCGUGGAGCCCUAUUACCCCCGGAGCCUGCGGGACUGGGCCGGGCUGCCCCCCGGCACCGCGGGCGCCCUGCGGCACCGCGACGGCUUCCUCUACUUCUUCCGCGAUGACCAGUACUGGCAGUUCGACCAGGCCAAGCUGCAGGUGGUGGCCACGGGCAAGUGGGCGGCAGAGCUGCCGUGGAUGGGCUGCUGGGACGCCAAUGGCGGGCAGGUCCUCUUCUGAGCUCCUCC